AUGCCGGCGACAACGAAAAGGAAGACAACUUCGCUGAAGGUGCUGAUGACCAAGUUGGGAGAGUACCAAAGUUCUUUCAACGACAUUUGGGAAUUCGUGGAAGACGUUCCAGCCGACGCCGUAGCUUUCGAUAUGUCCAUCCGGAUAGAGCGAUUAGACGAACUGAGGGAGAAGAUAGAGAACACUAUUAUCGAAGUGAAGUCACACUCCAGCUACAGCGAAGAGAAAUACCCCAUCGAUAGCAGAAGGAAAGAUUUCAGCGUGCGCUUCUACAAGAUGAAGGCUUUCCUCAUGGAUCAGUUGAAGCAACUACAGGAGCCUACACCUAUAUUAGAUCGGUCAUUUCAUGCAGGAGAAUCAUCAGUAGGGGGUAGUUUAGAUCACGCUCGCUUACCGCAGAUUAGGUUACAGGUUUUCAAUGGAGACAUUAAUGAAUGGCUCAGCUUUCGCGAUCUGUUCACCUCACUAAUUCACUGGAGAACAGAUUUGUCUGAAAUAGAAAAAUUUCAUUAUUUGAAGGGGUGUCUCCAGGGUGAGCCAAAGGGCUUAAUAGAUCCGAUCCAAAUUACUAAGACCAAUUACCAGGUUGCCUGGAACCUGUUAGUUGAGCGGUACAGCAAUAGCAAACAGUUGAAAAAACGGCAGGUGCAGAUUCUUUUUGAUCUACCCGUUCUUGCUAGGGAGUCAGUAGCUGAUUUACACAAACUCGUCGACAGUUUCCAAAGAGCUGUACAAACACUCGAUCAGAUAAUUCAACCAGGAGACUACAAGGACCUUCUUCUGAUCAACCUGCUAAUUUCGCGUCUGGAUCCUACAACAAGACGAGGUUGGGAGGAAUUCUCAUCGAGCAAGGACCAAGAAACACUUAAGGAUCUGACUGGGUUUCUUCAGCGACGAAUCGGAGUACUAGAAGCAAUACCACCACGACAAGUGGACAUCCGGGCGAUGCAAAGGCAUGCAGUUUCAUCAUCAACGCAGAAACCAAAGGCAAUCGCAGUGAAAACUAGCUUUAACACUGUUCAGGAGUCCAGUAAAGGUUGCGUUUGCUGCUCGGCGGACCAUUUUCUCUUUCAGUGUCCAGUAUUUCAAAAAAUGACGUCAUCUGACAAGGAGGCAUUGUUACGUGCUCAUGGCCUCUGCCGUAAUUGCCUUAAACAAGGUCAUCAAGCAAAGGAUUGUCGUUCAAAAUUCUCGUGCCGAAAAUGCAGAGGGCGCCAUCACACGCUAGUUUGCUUUAAACCUGAGAUAGAUGGAAAUGGGGCUGCGAACACUUCUACAAAUACCAGUAACCUUCCUGCCAAGCUACCACAAGGCACGUCAUCAAAUCAUCCUCAGAUGGUCAACAUGGCGAUAUCUGAUACCACAGUAUCCAACUCUGCUCGAUGUUUUUCGUCUCAGGCAUUGCUAGCUACAGCAGUGGUGAUCAUCAAAGAUGAUUACGGAAAUCAGUUUCCGGCGAGAGCCCUUUUAGACUCCGGAUCGGAGUGUAACUUCCUCACCGAACAAAUGAGCCAACGUCUGAAGGUGACUAGGAAUACGGUGUACAUUUCCGUCCUAGGAAUAGGCCAAUCGGCGGCCAAGGUUAACCAGCGUGUCCGAGCUGUGGUGUGCUCAAGAGUUUCAAGCUACUCUCGUGAGUUCAAUUUCUUGGUUCUUCGAAGAGUGACCGCAAAUCUUCCCACUACAUCAAUUGAUCCCAUAGGGUGGAAGAUCCCAGACGGAAUCGAACUGGCUGAUCCAACAUUCUUUAUUUCAAGAACUGUGGACUUGGUGCUAGGCGUUGAAGCAUUUUUUGAUUUCUUCGUGACGGGUCGGCAGUUACCAUUGGGGGAUCAGUUACCAAUCUUGACCGAGUCAGUAUUUGGAUGGGUCGUUUGCGGAGGAACUUCACUUUCAAGUCAAACGCCGAUCACAUGCCAUAUAUCGGCAUCCAAAGAGUUAGAAAAGAUGGUGGCUCGAUUUUGGUCCUGUGAGGAAAUCGAGUCGUCAAGGACAUAUUCUCCAAAACAAACCCGCUGUGAACAACUAUAUGUAAACACCGUUCAACGUGACACAGACGGUCGAUAUACUGUAUCCAUUUUGAAGGAUGGAGACGAAUUCAAGUCUUUAGGUGAAUCUCAUGAUAUCGCAAUUCGACGUCUCCAAGGAACAGAGCGACGACUGGCAAAGGAUGCCAGACUACGAGAGCAGUAUACAGCAUUUAUGGAAGAAUAUUUGGCAUUAGGGCACAUGCAACCUGUAGACGACACUCACGAUGCGGUAAAGCGAUGCUAUUUACCGCACCACCCGGUGAUAAAGGAGGCGAGCACCACCACAAAGCUUCGCGUCGUAUUCGAUGCUUCUAGUAAGACGACUACAGGGGUCUCAUUGAACGAUACUUUGCAUGUUGGGCCCGUUAUACAAGAAGACUUACGGUCUAUAAUUCUGCGCUGCAGAACAAAGCAAGUUAUGCUGGUGUCUGAUAUCGAAAAAAUGUUCAGGCAAAUCAAGGUUUUACCAGAAGACAGGCCAUUGCAGUGCAUACUAUGGCGAAAGCAUCCAACUCAAGAUGUUGUGACGUACGAACUUGGAACAGUGACGUACGGAACCAAAUCAGCGCCGUUUUUGGCCACAAGGACGCUGCAACAGCUGGUGGCGGAUGAGGGACAAUGUUUCCCACAGGCAGCGAAGGCUAUUCUUGAAGACACGUACAUGGAUGACGUGAUUACAGGAGCUGAUACGAUUGAAGAGGCGACAGAUCUACGGAAGCAACUCGUAGAGAUGCUGCAAUGCGGAGGAUUCCGCCUGCGAAAGUGGGCUUCAAACGAAGCGGCAACAUUGCAAGGGUUGACCCAACAAGAACUUGCAUAUCCGGAUACAACAGGGAUAGAAUUAGAUCCAGAUUUCGCAGUUAAGACCUUGGGACUUACGUGGGUUCCAUCAGCAGAUGAAUUUCGGUAUCAGUUCAAACUUUCAGACUUGGACGUUAGUGAAUCAAUUACCAAACGUAAGAUUUUGGCAUCGGUAGCAAGUUUAUAUGAUCCUCCAGGCUUGCUAGGACCUGCGAUCACGAUGGCCAAGAUCUUUCUCCAAGAACUAUGGACAUGGAGGAGCGAAGAUGGGCAUAAACUCGAUUGGGAUGACCCAGUACCAUCAACGGUGGGUGAGCGUUGGCGUAAAUUCUACGAACUGCUACCAAUGCUGAAUCAAAUUCGCAUCAGCCGAUGCGCAGUCAUUCCAAAGUCAGUCUCACUACAACUUCACUGUUUCUCGGAUGCUUCUCAACGUGCUUAUGGGGGAUGCAUCUAUUUACGUAGUCAGGAUGCAGAAGGAACAACAACUAUUGAACUCCUAACAUCAAAAUCUAAAGUGGCGCCGUUGAGGUGCCAGACUAUACCUCGGUUGGAGCUCUGUGGAGCUCUUCUCACGGCACAAUUAUUCGAAAAUGUUCAACAGUCCCUCAAAGAUGAUGUCGCAGCGUAUUUUGGACAGACUCGACUUGCGUAUUGCGUUGGCUUCAAGCACCACCCCUCACUUGCACACCUUUCGUCGCAAAUAGUGUUACUAAAAUUCAGGCAAUCACGGAACAUUUUCAGUGGCGUCACGUAG
Armigeres subalbatus is the source of this 3588-nucleotide messenger RNA. RefSeq lists its product as uncharacterized. Gene Ontology annotation, molecular function: zinc ion binding; nucleic acid binding. The transcript has a single exon. The record is from RefSeq and is a predicted model, not a curated record. NCBI's taxonomy places the organism in Eukaryota, Metazoa, Arthropoda, Insecta, Diptera, Culicidae. The coding region runs from base 1 to 3588 and encodes 1195 amino acids.